Molecule: messenger RNA, 2091 nt
Organism: Cercospora beticola
Lineage: Eukaryota; Fungi; Ascomycota; Dothideomycetes; Mycosphaerellales; Mycosphaerellaceae
Product: ribose-phosphate diphosphokinase
Biological process (GO): 5-phosphoribose 1-diphosphate biosynthetic process; purine nucleotide biosynthetic process; ribonucleoside monophosphate biosynthetic process
Cellular component (GO): ribose phosphate diphosphokinase complex; cytoplasm
Molecular function (GO): magnesium ion binding; ribose phosphate diphosphokinase activity
Source: RefSeq, a predicted model, not a curated record
UCUGCACUCGGGAGCUAGUUGCUUCUCUCUUAUCCACCAUGUAACCAGCGACCACGUCCUCCGAGUCUCACAUUCGGUGAUGCCUCUGUGGAGGUUAUCGACCCGCAACUUCUAACACUUCGCCCAGACACCUCCUCCCGUCGACCUGCAGCCAAAAUGCGAGGUGCAUGCAUCUUCUCCGGCUCCUCCCACCCGCACCUGGUGGAGGCCAUCUGCGAACGACUGGGUCAGAAGCCGUCCAAGGUCGACUUGAAGAAGUUUGCCAAUGGCGAGACUUCUGUCGAGAUCAAGACGUCGGUCCGUGACCAAGAUGUCUUCAUCGUGCAGAGCGGCAGUAGCCAGAUCAACGACAAUGUCAUGGAGAUGCUCAUCAUGAUCAAUGCCUGCAAAGGUGGCUCGGCACGGUCCAUCACAGCGGUCAUGCCGUAUUUUCCCUACUCCCGCCAGUCCAAGAAGAAGUCGCACCGUGGCGCCAUCACGGCACGCAUGCUCGCCAACCUGAUGAAGGUCGCCGGCGUGGACCAUGUCAUUACCAUUGACCUACACGCUACACAGAUGCAGGGUUUCUUCAAAUGUCCUGUGGACAAUCUUUUCGCAGAGCCACUGCUGGGCAAAUGGAUCCGCAUGCAUAUUCCAGACUGGUGGGAAACGGUCGUGGUCAGCAAGAACCCAGGCGGCACAAAGCGGGUGACCAGUCUUGCGGACAAGCUUGGCCUGAGUUUCGGCAUUGUGACCACAGAUCGCAGAAAGAGGACGCAAAUGUCUAUGAGCAUGUACAAUUCUGCCAUUCUGGACACCCUCGGCAACGACGGCACAGAUGAGCACAACGCUCUGAAGAAGGAGGCAGAGGAGCUUCGCAAAGCCUCGGAGCGAGACGAUGCUACGCCAAAAGAGCGGGACUGGGCGCCAACGAGUCCAAAUGCGCGGUCGCGCGGCAACAGUAUCCGACAGCCUCCCAGGCCCGGACAGCACAUCCAACGAGCUGUGACCUCUGCGCCCAUGACUGGGCGAGCGCGGGGUGCUACCAAUGGCGAUCCUAGCCCUCUUGCUAACUCACAUCGUCCUGACAGUGCGGGAGACGACCAGCCAGCCAAGGAGACAGAAGCGAAACAAACUGCAGGCGAAGAAGAGCUCAUCUUGAGACCAGCUCGUACCUUGCCUACAGUCGAGCCGGUCUAUCGCGACGAUGAUGGGUACGAAGAGCCAGAGGGUGAUGACGAGGCCGACGACCACGCUCGGGAUGUCAUCACAGGUCGUCUUAUCCAUGGCCACAUCGUUGACGAUGAUGUACCCUCACCAAGUGCAUCGCAAUACUCGGAACACCGUGGCCAUCGGUCUUCUAGUGAAGACGAUGGUGUGCCCGAUCAUAUGACACAAUCGAUCCUUUCGGCGGCAUCUUCUCGCUGGGUCGGUGGUCAUGGAGGUGAUGGCGGACUGGGUGGCACCGGCGACGCAACGCACUCUGACGAAGAGGAAGAAGAGGCACUUGCCAACCCAGAAAUUGAAACUCACGUCACGCUGGUCGGCAGUGUACGCAAUAAGCCGGUAGUAAUUGUGGACGACAUGAUCGACAAGGCCGGUUCGUGGAUUGCAGCAGCCGAGACAGUUGUCAAGCGUGGCAGCGCUAGCAAGGUCUACUGCAUGGCUACGCAUGGGCUCUUCGGCGGUGAUUGUCUCGAGCAACUCGAACAAUGUCGAGAAAUCGAGGCCGUGAUCGUCACAAACGCUUUCCCAAUCCCGGAAGAGAAGAGACUGAACUCGAAGAAACUAGUUGUUCUGGACGUCAGCUCGCUCCUGGCCGAGGCUAUUCGCCGUAAUCACCACGGCGAGAGCAUCAGCCAGCUCUACUACCUUAUGAACGAGUAAGAGCAGCGAGCAAUCUCUCGACACGAUGCAUACACACGGCGUCUAGGCUUUGGCGUUACGAGUUGAAAAAUGCUCUCGCGGACUGGUAUCGAGGCUAUUCCUCACUUGUAGAAGUAUGACCGUACGACACACGAGCUCAUAUAGCUCCAUUAUCAAGCCUUUGAGAGGUUUUUGCUUGUGUUCUCCACAAGCGGCAUAAUAACAUGACAAAACGUCACACGCAGG